AUGACAUCCAAGAAAAAGAAGCUGAAACAAGACACUAUACGUGCAGGAACAAAUAAAGAAGGACUAAGAACCAGAAAUGGAGAAAUAUCCAAAGGAAGAAGCCACACAGAAGCACUUGUCAGAGAGAGGAAGCAGUAUUUGCAGAAGGAAUACAAGACCCUUUCAGAACAUAUGAAUACAUAUAUGGGAAGAGUGGAGCAUUUCCUUCAUGAGAAUGAUAUCCUAGAAAAGGAAGCUCAACAGAAUCAGGAAGAGAGCAAUGCUUAUCUCUCCUACAUAACAAAACACAGCCAGAAGUGCCAGAAUAUGAUAAUAAAAUUAAAUGAGCAGAAUCACACUGAUCUGUCUCAAAUCAAGAAGCAGAAAGAGAAGCUAAUCUCACAGUAUGCAGAAAAAGAGAAGGAAGUAAGGAACUACCUCAUGGAUAUGGAGGCAAAAUAUUCUCUUAUGAACAAGGAGGUUGAAAGCUUGCAGCCUUUCAAAGACCUGCAGCUGGAACAGAUUAACAAGAUUAAGGACCUGGAGAAGGAGUUGUUGGUCACAAAGAUCCGGCAUGCAGAACAAAUGCACAAAAUCAAGAGCAGUUUUCUCCAGGCCAAGGCUGCCUGUGAGGCAGAGUGUCAUCAGAGGAUCCAGUUUCUGACCAAGAAAGCAGAAGAAGCAGCAGUACAAUCUCUGAUUCAGCAUGCCAAACAAAUAAAGGCAGAGAACUGGCAUCUACGCCAGGAAUUGCUCAAUCUCAUCCAAUGCUCACACAUUCUUAAAGCAAUCAAGCUUCAACUGAAGGGGCAGCAGCAGCAGCUUCUUCAGGAGAACCAGUACAGCCAGGACAUGGCACGCAUCCGUCGCUGGUUUCCCCGUCGUGAGGUACCCGAUGCAAACAGAUAAACCUA
Messenger RNA from Tinamus guttatus (white-throated tinamou), 893 nucleotides. It is a transcript of the gene CCDC166, whose product is annotated as coiled-coil domain containing 166. NCBI's taxonomy places the organism in Eukaryota, Metazoa, Chordata, Aves, Tinamiformes, Tinamidae. The record is from RefSeq and is a predicted model, not a curated record.